This is a messenger RNA of Lottia gigantea (owl limpet), 885 nucleotides long. RefSeq lists its product as hypothetical. The record is from RefSeq and is a predicted model, not a curated record. The coding region runs from base 145 to 474 and encodes 109 amino acids. The transcript is spliced from 2 exons. NCBI's taxonomy places the organism in Eukaryota, Metazoa, Mollusca, Gastropoda, Lottiidae.
CAGUAUCAUAUCAGCCAGUAUCAACUAGGGCAAUAUCGUCAGUCUGGUCAGUGGUCAGUCUGUUAACAACAAGAUUCUCUAGGGACAAAUCUUCUAUUUAUAGACUCAUUUACAUCUUUAGGAACUAAAUAGAACCUGUUCAAAAUGAGUGGUUGGCAGCAUUCUAUAUUCGGUUGUUUUGAUAAUCUUGGAGUCUGUAUUAUCACCUACUUCGUUCCUUGUUACACCUUCGCUCGAACCAGUGAGCAAGUCGGAGAAAGCUGUCUUCUGUGUGGAAUCUUGUAUUUCAUUCCCUUAGUUGAUAUCUUUGCUGUCGUAUCAGUCCGGGGCAAGGUACGGGAACAUAAAGGUAUUGGUGGUAGCUGCCUGGAGGAUCUGCUCUAUCAUGUAUUCUGUCACCCUUGUGCCUUGGUUCAGGAAGCCCAAGAAAUGCAACACGGACCCAUGUCAGCUUACGGCAUGGCUCGAGAAUAGUUUAGGAACAUUGUAUAAAAUCAAAUGGAUAUAGUGAUUUAAUCUUUUGUGCUAAUAUGUCUUGAUUUAGCCACCCGUAUCCUUUCUCAAAACGACGGUUUGUUGAUUGUGACGAUAGUUUAAUUCAUCUCGAUUUUCCAGACUCGUAAAUGUUAUUCAAUAUAGAAAUAAUUCAUUUAGAAACGACGGUUCUUCAUUUCAACAAUCCACAUAGAAAUAUGAAUAUUUAGACUUCUGUAUCCCUAUUAAACAGUUGACUUUGAAAUGUCAAUCGAUGAAAGAAGCUGCAAUGUGCACUUCUAAAGAGUUGCCUUAUUGACUGUAAUCAUUCAUAACAAUAUUGUUCUUGUUAUUUUAUAAACCAUUUUGUUAUCUCUACGAUUUGUUAUUGUUAUCCUUGAAUAAAUCAUC